CCGAGUCACUCGCUCAGGUGAAGUGGUUAAGGUGACAUCUGGGGAAGGACGCGACUCGGAGCGCAGGACACAAUGACGAGUGGAAACAGCCGUUUGGAGAAGGUACACCAGGAGGUGGAUGAGGUGAAGACCAUCAUGCUGGACAACAUCAACAAGAAUGAGGAGCGGUCUGGAAAGCUGAAAGAGCUGGAGGACCGGGCUGACCAAGUGUGUGUUAAGAGCAAGUCUUUCAGGCGGACUACAGUGAGGGUGAAGCAGCAGAGCCAGUGGAAGAACAGGAAGAUGAAGAUCCUGCUCAUUGCUAUCGUAGCAGGGGUGGUACUGGUUUUCAUUAUUAUAGUGAUUGUAUUUCUGAGUGGGAGCAAGAGCUCCAGCUCUGAGGUGGCCAUCUCAGACCCAGCGAUUGCUCUCACUACCACACCACCCAGAGGCAACUAGUGCAAGACUAGCUAAAUACAAAAUGAGGGAGACAUCUGGAUGAAGACAUAGGUUUGAAGGCCAUUAUCUGCCAUUAAUAUGUCCUCCAAGGGCCAGUGAAAAGGACAAUAUUAUGAUCUUCCGUCUAAACUGGUGUGAACUUCAGUUCAAGCUGUCAGCUGUGUGAUUUUAAUUAGCAUGGCAUCAAAUUAAAAGUUCCCAUGUACAAAGUAGUUCUAAAGUAUGUACAUAUUUCUUGUAGCAUUCUAAAA
Molecule: messenger RNA, 689 nt
Organism: Scleropages formosus (Asian bonytongue)
Lineage: Eukaryota; Metazoa; Chordata; Actinopteri; Osteoglossiformes; Osteoglossidae
Product: vesicle-associated membrane protein 5-like
Exons: 3
Coding region: 73-438 (121 amino acids)
Biological process (GO): vesicle-mediated transport
Cellular component (GO): membrane
Source: RefSeq, a predicted model, not a curated record